Messenger RNA from Podospora pseudocomata, 2094 nucleotides. RefSeq lists its product as uncharacterized. The record is from RefSeq and is a predicted model, not a curated record. Bases 1 to 2094 code for a protein of 697 amino acids. Gene Ontology annotation, molecular function: protein binding; aspartic-type endopeptidase activity. The transcript has 3 exons. Gene Ontology annotation, biological process: nucleoside metabolic process; proteolysis. NCBI's taxonomy places the organism in Eukaryota, Fungi, Ascomycota, Sordariomycetes, Sordariales, Podosporaceae.
AUGAAGGAUGCGCGUAUCCGGGACAAGUUAGCGGAUGAAAAGGGGGUUCUUUGCUUCGAGAUGGAGGCGGCCGGUUUAAUGAACCAUUUCCCGUGCCUAGUGAUCCGCGGGAUAUGCGACUACUCCGACUCGCACAAGAACAAGGAUUGGCAAGGAUAUGCGGCAAUGAUGGCAGCGGCGUAUGCGAAGGAUCUUCUGCGCCAGAUCCCGUCUAAUAAGGUCGAGGAAGAGAGGAGGAUUGGCGAAGUGGUUAAUUCACUCCAAGAGGGCCUGGGAUGCCUACACCAGACGACGAAUGAGACCAAAGCUGAGGUCGAAACUAUGAGACGCAAUCAUCACCUCGCUGAAGUUGAGAGAUGGCUCCGCCCACCCGACGCAUCGACUAACUUCAAUGAAGCGAGAAGAAAAUGGCACGAAGGGUCUGGGCUAUGGUUCCUCGAUAGCCCUGCCUUCGAUGAGUGGAAGUGUGGAUCACAUCAUCUGUGGCUUCACGGCUUAGCAGGAUGUGGCAAAACUGUCCUUAGUGCGACGAUAGUGGAUCAUCUCCAGAAGAGCAACGAUUGCAUAGUCCUGCAAUUCUACUUCGAUUUCAACGACACUUCGAAACAGAAGGUGGACGGCGUGUUGCGCUCUCUUGUCUUUCAGCUCUACAAAUUAGGAUCUAAUUCUAAGGAGCUUGACAGCCUAUACCAAUCCCACUUCGACUACCAGAGACAGCCAGACAAUCCAAGUUUAACAAAAACACUCCAUGCAAUGAUGGAGGACUCGAAAAAUACUUAUCUAGUCAUGGAUGCACUAGACGAGUGCACAGAGAGAGGGGAACUGCUCCAGUGGAUGAUGGAAUUCUUCAAAGCGCCCGACCUAGGCCAUGUUCGUAUGAUCGCCACUGGCCGGCCAGAUGAAGAGUUUCUGAGACGCAUUCCCGGUUGGAUAGGCAAAAACAACUGUUUGCAACUCGACAAAGAGGCUGUCAACGCCGACAUACGCUCCUAUGUCACGGCAAAGCUUGAGCAGAGUCCCGAUUUCUUGGAAAAGGAACUGUCUCAGGAUCUUCGCGAACGGAUUCGGAAUGAAGUCGGAGAUAGGGCUGACGGGAUGUUCAGAUGGGCAGCAUGUCAAUUGGCCAGCCUUGCAAAAUGUAUGAGUCCCAGGGAUAUCGAAACAGCUCUUAAGACUUUGCCCGGGGAUCUCAAUGAGACAUAUCAGCGCAUGCUCCAAAACAUACCAGCAAACCUUAAGAAGGAUGCUAUACGUCUCCUACAAUUCCUUGUCCACGGCAAGCGGCCGUUGACGCUACACGAGGCCGUAGAGGUAAUAGCCACACAGACGGAUGAGGAGCCACGAGGCUUCGACCUAAAGCGCAGGCUUUUUCGCGGUGACGAUAUUCUACAGUACUGCCCCAGUCUAGUGUCAGUUAUUGAUGUCUUAGCUUAUAACGGGGCUAGAAAAGAGCUCCACCUUGCCCAUUUCUCAGUCAAAGAGUAUCUUCUGAAGGAAGGGCAGUUUGGUCUACCUCUUGCUAGCAUUGUCAUUACCAGGACUUGUUUGACAUACCUUACGGAUAUUGAGGGUAGAUGGUGGGAAAUUGAGAGAUUUGCGAUGGCGCAAUAUGCGGCGAAGUAUUGGAUGGACUAUGCCGCUUUAGCGGAAAGAUCAGAAGACGUUGUUCAAAUAAGUAUCAAGUUUUUACAGGACGAGUCGACUUUUCAGCGGUGGGUUCAGCUGUACCAGGCGCACAAUAUGCUGACCAGAGCACCGGGUCCUCGACAAGAAUUGAGACUCUAUUAUGCUUGCCUGGGUGGACUUGUAGCAGUCUCAAGAGCCUUGAUAGACGGAGACGCCGAUGUCAACGCGCAGGGCGGCUAUUACGGUAACGCUCUCGAGGCUGCUGCAUAUGGAGACCACCGAGAUAUUGUUCAACUUUUGCUGGACAGGGGUGCCGAUGUCAACGCACAGGGCGGCUAUUACGACAAUGCUCUUUACGCUGCUGUAAAUGGAAGCCACCGAGAUAUUGUUCAACUUUUGCUGGACAGGGGUGCCGAUACUACAGCUCUCGAUACAAACGUAUGGCACCACUUAUUUACUUGGCUCUAG